CGAUAUACAAAACAUGUGCACAUGGAGGUGACAUGGCCACCUAAAUGCAUUGUUGGGGAUGCAUGCAUGUACUCUCCUUUAUAAUGGGCAUUUACACAUCAAGGAGGAGGACGGAAGAUGGAGGCCAAGGCAAAUCCCUACAACUCCUUACUAAUAUUCUUCUUCUCUUUAAGCUUGGAGCUCCAUUAAUGGCUCCAAGCUCCUACAAUGAUGUAUAUGUAAAUUCUCCCGAGAUUAAUAAAAGUUCUUCCCCUUUGGCAUGACACCACCUAAAAAGGCUCGUGGUUUUCUCCCGAUUUGGGUUUCCACGCUUCUUGCCUUCCUGUGAACGGGGGAGGCAGAUCGCAGUGAAGAGAUAGGAAGUCGGAGUCCUCAAGAAAUUCGACUGAGGAGAAGGGUGAAGAGAGAUGCUGUUUCAGGUGGGCGGGGAAGGGACUCGUCCCACCUUCUUCGAGAUGGCCGCCGCCCAGCAACUCCCCUCCAGUUUGCGCGCCGCUCUCACUUACUCCCUCGGCGUUUUGGCUCUGAGAAGACCCUUCUUCCACAAAAUUCUCGACUUCGAAGACGAAUUCUUCGCCCUGCUUAUGCUUGUCCUUGAAACCCACAGUUUACGGACCACUGAUGCUUCAUUUGCUGAGUCGUUGUAUGGAAUGAGGAGGAGAGGUGUUAAGAUACGAGUUAAGAAUGAUAAUGAACACUUGAAGUCCAGUGAUGGAAUAAUUCAUCAUUCUGGGUUGGAGAAGCGCCAGAAGAUUCUUUCCGUUGCAUUUCUCGUCAUAUUGCCAUAUCUUAGGUCAAAGCUGCAUGCAGUCUACAACAAAGAAAGAGAGACUGCACUUCAAGCUAGUUUAUGGGGUGAAGGUGAUGACGCGUUUGCCAACACGGACAAUCUUGACACUGGUGCAAAUUCUCGGGUUUCUGUAACAAGUAGCUCUGAUACAGAAGCAUCUGCAAGAGAACGAUUGAAAAAGAGAAUUUUGAAGUGCAUCGCUGUUUGCUACCCAUGGAUACAUGCAGGAAAUGAAGGGUUAUCAUUUGCUUACCAGCUGUUAUUUCUACUGAAUGCUACCGGGUUCUAUUCUCUAGGACUGCAUGCCUUGGGCAUUCAUGUUUGCCGAGCUACAGGACAAGAGUUGAUUGAUACUUCUUCUAGAAUUUCUAAGAUAAGAAAGCAUGAACGUGAGAGGCUCCGUGGCCCACCAUGGCUCAAGAAAAUACAAGGUGGAUUGCUUGGCUUUGCAUAUGCUGCUCUCGACUACGCUCAAACCGGACUAAUUGCCGCAGUAUUUUUCUUUAAAAUGAUGGAGUGGUGGUAUCAAUCAGCUGAAGAGCGAAUGUCGGCCCCAACCAUUUAUCCUCCUCCUCCGCCACCACCAGCCCCCAAGGUUGACAAAGAUGGCAUUCCUUUGCCCCCAAACAUGACACUUUGCCCUCUGUGCUCUCAGAAACGCGUUAACCCCUCGGUAGUCUCAGUUUCUGGAUUUGUCUUUUGUUAUCCCUGCAUAUUUAAAUAUGUCUCUCAGUACAAACGUUGUCCGGUAACACUCACUCCUGCUACAGUGGAUCAUAUAAGGAGACUUUUUCAUGAUGUAUGAACAUACAUGAUGUGAAUUCUGAAAAAUAUUGUUGAUUUCUUAAUGUAUGUGCAAAAAAGUAAAAAGGGCAUGGAAUAUAUGAUCAGAUAGCGUAAUUCUUUGGGGAAGAUUUUGGGAAGUUUUCAUUUGUACAAAGUAUGCCAAGUUCAUAGGCAUGAGAUAAAUUUUGGGAUUUAUAUGCAUACUAGGCAGUAGUAACUGCUGUAUUAGCCUUCAAAAAAACUGUUGUAUUAUU
Molecule: messenger RNA, 1830 nt
Organism: Cuscuta campestris
Lineage: Eukaryota; Viridiplantae; Streptophyta; Magnoliopsida; Solanales; Convolvulaceae
Source: the annotation of a GenBank genome assembly